Molecule: messenger RNA, 5334 nt
Organism: Parasteatoda tepidariorum (common house spider)
Lineage: Eukaryota; Metazoa; Arthropoda; Arachnida; Araneae; Theridiidae
Product: agrin
Biological process (GO): receptor clustering; cell differentiation; multicellular organism development
Cellular component (GO): extracellular region
Molecular function (GO): laminin binding; calcium ion binding
Source: RefSeq, a predicted model, not a curated record
GUGCCAAUUAACAUAAUGGUUUGUUGUGCAGUUAAUGUUACGCAAGCUACCAUAGCUUUUCCAACUACCGCUGCCCCUCCUCGUCAAUCAACUGAAGCCUCAACUGCAACUACAACGGCAACUGAAACGAAAAUUGUGAGAGAAAUUACAGAGAGUCCUUCCGAUAAUUUACUGCUCACAUUGAAACCUGCACUGAAAUUUCCGGUUUUUCCUAGCGCUAGUCCAAUCUCCAUGCCCUUUCUUGCCGGAGACUCUUACCUUCAAUUACCAAGACUGGAGGCGAAAAGUCGACUCGAAGUUGAGAUCGAAAUCCGACCCUUGGCAAAUGAUGGAAUUAUCCUUUACAAUGGACAGAAGGCUACAGGAAGAGGGGAUUAUGUCUCUCUUGCCAUCAAAGAUGGAUAUGUCGAAUUUAAGUAUGAUUUGGGAAGUGGUGAAGCGUUUAUAAAGUCAUCCGAAAGACUUCAUCUCGGGCGAUUUCAUCGAAUUACAGCCAAUCGAUACCAGAGAGACGGAAUUUUAAUAGUUGACGGUCAUGAUGAAAAUGUCGGUGAAAGCAGGGGAGCGAAGAGUUUCUUAGAUCUGAAUGAAAAUUUAUACAUAGGCUAUGUUCCUGGAAAUGUCAGAUUAAUUUAUGAUAAUAUUGGAACAACGCAUGGUUUUCAUGGUUGCAUCCGUUAUCUGAAAAUUGGGGGAAAUUUUAUGGAUUUGAGAUUCCCUGGAACUAGAGUCUUACAUGCCGAAAAUAUAGAACGAUGUAGUGACGACAGUUGCUCAAGCAUGCCUUGUCUUAAUGGUGCUUCCUGCAUAUUGUCAGAUGAACACAUGUACUUAUGUAAUUGUGCACCUAAUUUUUCAGGACGUCACUGCGAGUUCCAAUUAGAUCCCUGUGCUUCUGAUCCCUGUGCCUAUGGGGGAACUUGUAUAUCUUUACAGGGGAACAAAUAUUCUUGUCUGUGUCCCGCUGGUAGCACUGGUGAUAAUUGCGAAAUCGAAACUUCAAAUACCGAUGAAUCGGGAGUAGUAUUAGAUUUCUAUGGAGACAGUUACUUGGAAUUCCCAACCCUGAAGCGCUCAGCCCAUACCUUGAGUGUCGAAAUAUGGUUCCUAACUAGAACAAAUAAUGGUCUGCUUCUUUACAAUGGACAAAAGCCCAGAGGAAUCGGAGAUUUUGUGGCUUUGACAAUAAUAAAUGGAUUCUUGCAUUUCACUUACAAUCUUGGAAGCGGCAAAGCAGAUAUUUCAUCUCUUGAACCAGUUAGUUUGGGUGUGUGGCACUCUGUACGAAUAUCAAGAUUAAGAGAAAAAGGAAUGUUGCAAGUUGAUCAUGGCCCAGCGAUUGAGGGGGAGUCAAAGGGAGCUUCGUACGAAUUGAAUCUUGGUCAACCAUUCUACGUUGGUGGUGUUCCAGACUUCAUUCCCCUGAAAUACACAUUGGUGGUGCAAGAAGGUCUCAAUGGAGCGAUUCAAAGAAUAAUCGUCAAUGAUGAGGUAUGGGAUGACGUACUUGGUUUGGCAACUGGUCAAAGAAACAUCGAAUUCUAUUCAGGUCCGCCAUGUCUUCCUAAUCUUUGCCAAAAUGGCGGCCAUUGCAUUCCUAAUCUGAAUGAUUUUAGGUGCCAAUGUUCAAAAGGAUAUGGAGGGAAAGUAUGCAAUGAAACUGAAGAAUCUACAGAAAUGAGUGAUGUUUACCUAAAUCCCCCAGUCAGAUUUGAAGGAUCCACUUUUAUGCAAUUUUCAGAGGGCAUCAAAGGGAUGAAAUUCUCUAAAACAAAAGAAAACAUAAUAGAAAUAGUUUUUCGUACCUCACACAAGAGCGGACUAAUUCUUUGGAUGAAUAAAGGGACGAAUGUGAGAGGAGAUUAUUUGGCCAUUGCUUUAAAUAACGGAUACGUCCAACUUAGUUACAAUUUAGGAAAAGAAAUCAAGCCACUCAUCUUGGAGAGUCCAGUCCUAAUUGAUGAUAAUUACUGGCAUACAAUAACAGUCAAAAGGAAUAAAAGACUUGCUCAUCUUAUAGUUGACAAUUUUCCAAUUGUUUCGAAAACAUCAGAACCAGGGGCAACAGAAUUAAACACGGAUGGAAUUCUAUGGAUAGGUGGUUCGUCAAAUGUGCCUUCCGGUUUACCGGAUGCAUAUUACCACGGUUUCCAUGGGUGCAUCUCUUCAGUUACAGUUGACAGUGAAUCUCUGAACCUAUCAGCAGGUUUUUUCAAAUACUGCCACCCCUCUUGACAACCGGAAACGAAAGUAUAUCUACCUCCCAACACUUCCGAGUAAUCUGCAGAGUCUGCAGUAACAUAACAGAGCACAAGAAGUAAAAAAAAAAAAAAAUUAAACUUCGAAUGAAACGUGCCGCCCAGAUAUGCAAAUUGUUCUGCUUCCAAAAACAUUUCUGUAUGUUUUAUGUGUGUAUGUGUCAUUUUAUGUGUGAUAUAUAAGAUUGUUGAUAUACAACGUUGAUAUUUAGCGUCUCACUCUAUGUGGAAAGACCAGUGUGGAUGUUAUUUAGGUUACCAGCAGAAGAUAUUCAAAGUUUCAAAAAGGUGUUUAGGCUAUAUAUCAGAGAAAGAGGAUGUAUAAAAUUGUUUCCUAUGAGCUAGUCAAGUUGAAUGUAAAAAAUAAAUCCAUACUGCUCUAUUUUCAGAGCUCUCAAAACGGGACAGUAUCAUAUCAAUGAAACCAUAAGAGCUAUUAUAUGAUGGUUGUUAUCUUAAGCUAUUUGCCAAAGCUAACAUACAUAUCUAUCAAUCAAUGAAAGAUAUUAAUAUAUAUUUUUACGUUAUAUCCGAUUGUACAACUUAAUAUACAUGUUACCGUGAAUGACAGAAAUCAAGAGAAUGUCGACUUUCAAUCAACAAUCACAUAGUCGCUUUGGUGAAUGUCCGAAAUAUUUAUUAUAUCCGAUUUGAUAUUAAUUUAUUGGUUUAUGUUAUUGUAUUUAUUCGAUAUUUUAAUAUCGGCUGAGGAUACAUCAGGAGAAAACGGUUAACCGGAGGAGCACCGGUUAGAUGCAUACCGGGCAGCGGCACUGAACCUUGCAAAAAAACAUUGAUGUAAGGUAUACUGACAAAUAUAUGAACUUAACUAGACCGAACAGUGGCACUUAACUAGACCUAGUAUAUAUUACCAAAGCGGACUAUGUGAUUGUCAACAUUCACCGGUGGAAGUCAACAACCACCCAUUUCUGUCAUUCACAGUAACAUAACCAUAUUAAAAUUAACGUCAAUGUUUCGUUUAUUACACUGAAGUGAACAUAUCAUUUAUGACAAAAAGAUAUCUAUAAGCAAUAAGAAAAUUGAAAUUUAAUACACAUGAAUUUACAUAAAUUUAAUACUUAACAUGAUUGAUUUAUUAAUUAAAUUGAAGAUGAUAUAUUAUUUAUGGCAAAAAUUUAUUAUCCACAUGCAAUAAAAGACAAAAAUAUAACUUUUUCCAAUCAAAAGUCUUCCUGUUUUGUCCUUAUGAAAAGUAAAAUAGGGUGAUUUUGUACGUAAGCAAUUAAAAAAAGUAACCUUCUAAAACAUGGUAUGGUAUUCCUAUGUAAAAUGUAUCUAUUUAUUGGUAAACAAAUAAUAAAACAAAUUGUUAAAAUUUCCAAAAUUUAUUAUAAAUAAUUCAAUCGUUUGUUUGCAGGAAAAGUAGUCCUUAUAAUAAUAGAAUUUUGUUGUUAAUGGAAAAUAAUUUCCAUGUAAAAUAUUGCAGAAUAAUCAUUACAAUAAUAACGUUAGAAUAUGCAAAUUUUAAAAGAAAUAAGCCAAUGUUUAAUUGACUAAAAAGGUAUUUUUUCAUCACAUCUAUCUUUGUAGGUUGUUUUGUUAUUUAAAUACACAGCAUAAAAUUAUUUAAACAAGCGGAUUAUUUAAACGUUGACUUUUAUAAAAACUUAGGUUUUUUGCGAUUUUGUUUGCAACUUAAUUCCGAGAACUUCGAAAGAAAUGAAUACUAUCCAGCUUGUUUUUUUCCUUUUCCAUAUUAAUAUUCUCAGACGCAUGCGUGACUUAUCAAACAAUACAUUUUAAAAUUAAAACUUUUUGAGAAGUUUGUUUUAGGCAUUAUUACUUACUAUCCAAAAAAAGACAUUUUAUGGGUUAUUUCGACUUCAAUACUUGAUUACGAUGGGAAUUUAGCUCAGGCAUUUGAUAAAAUUGGUUAUAUCCGUCAGAAUAUUGAGUGCAAUUUGUUGUUAUGAUUGACUAGUAUAAGUUGAAAAAAGAAAAUUUCGUCAUAUAUUUUUAUGUAUUUUUCACUAAAAAUGUUUUUAAAUUAAAAACUACAUUUAUCGUUCAACAAUAUUGGGUACCUGCGUUUGCAUUUUUAUGUAUAUACUUCGUACUUUUAAUUAGAAAUUGAACUUUUAAAAAUAAACUGUACUCUAAAAAGAAUAAAUUGCUAUUAAUGUUAAUUAUAAAACAGCCACACGUUUUAUAUUUUUUAUUAGGACAGAACGAUUUUAAGGAAGGACUUGAAGUCUAAUUAAAGCAAAAAUUAAGCAUAAUCAUUUUUUAGAAAAAUAUUUUGUCAUUUAAAUAUAUAAGUAACAUAAACAUAUCACAUAAGGUUAAGAGUUAAAAAUCUAAGAUUAUGUAUUUAGUUUCUAUUAACAGUUUAAGUUAAUUGUUGUUUAAUUUUUUAUUAUAAACGAUCACCUACUGCAUUUAUAUCAGCUUAAAAAAGUAAGUUACAGAACAGCAAUAAAUAUAUUUAUGUUUUUUCAUUGAUUCCAUGAAACAUCCAACAAGUUAUUCUCUGAAAUAGCAUUAUCUAUCUUUACUGUUUCCAUGGCAAAAUCUUAAUUGUUUACGUUUAAAUUGUUUACGUUGUUAAUAUCUAUCAAUAUCAAUAUAUAAAAGGUGUUUCAUUAAUAGAGGUACCGUUAGCCGCGCUUUGUAACCGUUUCAUAUAAUUUACUUUUGAUGAUUUUAAAGAACAAUAAAUUUGAUGAGGUUAAGUAAAAAAAAGAAAAGCGUAAUCGCAGUUGUAAAAUGAAAUUAAUUCGACUUUUGACAUGUUUAAAGCAUAUCUAAUAAAAUACAAAACAUUAAAAUAAUGAGAAAAUUAUUUUUUUGAUUCUCUUUUAUUUAAAAAUAUUAAUUAAAAAUGAAGAUAAAUAAACAUCUCUAAGUUUUGUCAGAACUCUUUCAGAACUUUUUCACAAUUUUUAGUGUUUGUUUUGAGAUUUGUCAUUAAAAUCUAACUUAUCUUAUUUGGUUAAUACAGUUCCCGAAAUUUGUAUCUACUUAUUUUAUUUUAAAUUUAAUAUUACGCAUGACAAUAAAGAUUUUUGGCUUAAUAUAUUAGAUUAUUCAAAAAAUGAUGUUAUGUUCUACUUUU